CCCGGUGCGGGGGCCCUUGGGCAGCUGCAGGCCGGGGCGGCCAGGGAGCGCGCCAAGACAAGGAUGGAGCUUUUUUUAAAAAAAAAAAGGACAAAACCCAAAAGAACAGGAAAGGAAACGCCAAAGAAGAGAAGGAAAGACAGACUGGAGGCCUCCGUGCGCUCGGUGGCCCCUUUCAGAGCACCCCGACUGUAGAAACUGGGAUCGGGACCCGCUGGCCCGCCUCGUUAAAACAGAGCAGCGUGGUGAGCGCUUUCUCCUCUUGGCGCAUGGAGGUCUACACAGCCUGCCUGGAUCGUGCUGGAGCCUUCGGAGGCUGGAGCCAGGAGCCGGGCGCGGCUGGCCCCGGGGUCGGUGGUGUUUUUCCCGAGACAGGGCCUGGGAGAGGCGCGGCCUCCCGGCUACACACGCAGCGUCCAGCCCCGCCCCGGCCUGUGCAUUGUCGGACACGCUUCCUGGCCGGGGUUCUGGAAGCCAGUGGAGGGUUCUUGGAAGCCGGGAUAUUGUCUCGGCUGUGAGAUUGUAUGAUCUUGAUGUUAUCUUGAACCCAGGAUGCAUUUUGACCAUUUUUAAUCUCAAAUCUUAUAGGGCCUUGAAGGAAAACAAACCUUAGUAGCCGUUGGUUCUGCUGAUAGCGUCCAUUGUAAGUGCCCUGCUGGAAAGGCAGACAAAGGAGGGUGACGGUUCGGUUUGGUUUUUCUAGUUGGGCCCGCCCCGCCGCUGGUCACGAUAGGCUAAACUAAUGUAGGUUUUUAAAUAUCCAAUAAUGGCAAUUUAAAAAACACAUCCGUGGCCGGUCUGUUUGCCUUAAAGUCAGGGAUCUGAACCAGCUUUCGUGCAAGAGGAAGAACAAAGAGCAUUUCUAUGAUUGUCAUCACCAAAGCGGAUUCUUUCUCUGUCCAGCCCCUCAUCCCGCCGGUGUGAAUCCGGAGCCUCUGGCCCAGCCCCGCGCUGUUGAAGGCCAGAGCAGGUCCGCACGGUGAGGUGCCCGGCCUCGUCCUUCUCCAGCUGCCUGGCAUACGCUGCAUUUUCUUUGUUCACGUGGACAGAUCCAGCCAAUGGCAAUUUCUAGGCUCCACCCUGGGAGUGAGUGUGGCUGGAGAAGUCCUCGCCAGGGGCUGGGCGGGGUGAGAAUAGGAAACCGCAAGCCCGGCUAAAGGACAGUCGGAUCCCUUCGUCCCCGAGCGUCGUGUGAGGUCGCCAUACACCUCUGCUUAAGAAGCACUUUGGGGACUCACUCCCCUUGUUUUUACAGAGAAGUGCCUGUGGCAGCCUGAGACUUGGUAGCUCAGGACUGGAUCCCUGAGCCAGGCCUCUGUUGCCGGGUGUCUUGGCAGUACCGGCCACCUCAGUGGGUGUCAGGGAGAGGCCAGGGCCCGAGGUGCUCACCGGAUGGGACUCCGGCCCGAAGAGGGAAGCUGGAGCCCGGGCCACCUGCCCGGUCUUGACUCACGUUGGCAGCUUGGUGGCUCCAGCAGGAAGUCCAGGCAGUGCUGAGGAGCCGCCUGUGCUGGCUGGUCCACAGCUCGGUGUGGCGGCUUCCACGGGGGCGCCAGGAAUGCAGGGCUCCGGUUAGACACUGGCCGACGGGCUCGGACCGCAGGAGGCCGCUCGGCUUCUCCAGUUCUGUUGUCUUGCAGGAGGUGGCAGUUGGAGUGCCGCCUGGAGUGUCAGGAGGACCCCUCGGCGAGCACCUGGAGGUGGCUGCGGCUCGGACGGGGCCUCCGAGGAGCUGCCAUGCGACGCCGCCCUGAGCUCCCGAACCUCCUCCGGAGAUGCAGAUAAAGAAGAUGAAGGAGACGGGGCAGCAGUCCUACGCGGCAGGGGCGCUCGGCGGGCGGGGUGCCUUGAGUAUGUCGCCCAAGCAGCCCAGCGCCAGCAGAGCCCCCCGGCCUGAGCGGCACGGCGCCCCCGCCCUGCUGUACCCGGGCGUGGAGGCAGAGGCCGCCCUGCUGAGCAGCGCCACGUGCACCCAGUGCCGCAGCGUCCACGAUGUCCCCCUGCACGACUUGAACAAGGGCCCGGGGUCCAGCCAGAGGGAAGACGGGUAUGUCUGCUUCAGGUGCAACUUCAGGGUGGCGCCCACCCCCUUGCACUACACCAGCAAGAACCCCAGCCCCACCCGCGUGGCUCAGGACACGGAGCCCGCCGUGGACUCGGCCGGCAACAAGUUCAAGGUGAGGAACUUCAAGCCGGGCAAGCACUACUGCGACAAGUGCCGCUUCUCCACCAAGGACCCGCUGCAGUACCGGAAGCACACGCUGCAGCACGAGGAGAUCAAGUUCAUCUGCUCCCACUGCAGCUGCGUCUCCUACACCAAGGGCGAGUUCCAGAGGCACCUGGUGAAGCACACGGGCGUGUUCCCCUACCGCUGCGAGUACUGUGACUACGGGGCCGUCAGGAACGACUACAUCGUCAAGCACAGGAAGCGGGUGCACGAGCGGCCCGGGGGCAGGCGGCUGCCCCGGGCGGCAGCCAGGCCCGAGCUCCACAGGGUGGGUGCCAAGCCCAGCCCGGAGCCAUCCAAGGCAGCCAGCCCCAGGGGCGCGCUGCAGGGCAAGGUGUCCGACCACCUGGCCCGGUUCCCACCCCCCGCCCCCCAGGACGAGGGGCACAGCCUCCUGCCUCUGCCCGAGCCGAAGGGCUUCCAGAAGGACGUAGUGUGUGUUCCUAACAGGGGGGCCCUGGCGGAGCCCGGUGAGGCCGGGCUCUUCGAGAACAAGAGCGUGGAGGUGGAGGUGCUGUCCCCAGCCCAGGAGCCCGUGCAGCCGGGGGUGCCGCUGACCGUGGUGGCGCCUGCCGAGCUGGUCGUGCCAGCCAACUGCCUGGCCCAGCUGAUGGACGUCAAGGUGGUCAACGGGACCCAGCAGCUCGUCCUGAAGCUCUUCCCGCUGGAGGAGAGCAACGGCCUGGACACGGCGGGAAGAGACUGGGGCGACGCCGAGCGGACGGCCAGAGACAAGGGCUCCUGGGAGCGGGAGGCGGCAGCCGGAGCGGAGCCCACGAAGGCCCUGGCACUCGAGGGGGAUGUGGGGAGGCUGGCGGGCCUUCAUCGCCUCCAGGCGUCCGUUCAGAGGCGACUCAAAGACAUGAAGUGGGUGAGGUCCUACGAAGUCUUCAUGUCCAAUUCCAGCGCGCACGGCCUCGGGGAGUCGCCCCUCAGCCCCGAGGUGGCCGAGGAGCUGCAGAGGAAAAGUCACUUUUAUCUCCACAGAACAGAUCUUCCUGCUUUCGCCUUCAAAGGCUCCUUGCCCCCGUCGUCUGUGAUAAAAAAUGGUGUUUUGUGUGAUCUGGGCAGGGCAUCAAACACUUUUCCUUAUAAAGCUGCUGCUGCUUUCCCUGAGCACAGAAGAGGUUCGCACCGCGAGGCCCCGCCGCCAUUCCCCUUCCCUGUGGCCGCCCCCCACUCUGCCGACAAGGGCUUGCUGCCCGCCAGCAAAAACGGCUUGGCGCCCAGGAGGGAGCUCGCUGUCCGCGCGCGCGUGGGCUCCGCCAGGAAGCUGGGCCUCCAGCCCGAGCAGCCCCACGCGGCCCCCAGUCCAGGCCAGGUCCCCUCUCCACCCAGAGGCGAGUGUCCACCCCGAGCGCUGCCUGGGGAGGGCAGGGCCCGGCCGCCCGCGGACUCACCUUGGGACUUAAAGAAUUCUGAAAGGACUAGUGACUCUUUCGACGGCCCCGUCAUCUCGUCCGUGUUUUCUCUGAGCUCCGGAUCCGAGAACGUCCCCGAGGGCAUUAAGUGGAGCAGCUCAACCUCCAAGAUAAAGUCAAUUGAGCUCUUGCGCAAGAAGAUAGCCAAGCUGAUCGAAUCCUGCGGCAAGCCUUCGUCUCUGGCCGCGAGCGCGCACGGGCCGCCUGGGGGCCAGGCCUCGAAGAUCGGCUCGAAAGCCGUCCCAGAAUGUCAUGGAGAAAUCAUUGGCUGUUCCUCGGGCACCCUCUUAAAACCUCGGGGUGACGGGAGGGCUGGUGGGCUGCCGCCUCACCCACAGAUGCGUCCACAGUUUGCGGACGGCCGCCGCGGGGACGCUGACGGCAGGGCCACCAGGAAGGCCCACGUGGCCACCCCUGUGCUGAUCCCCAAAGGGGCGGUGCUGAGGGUUCUGAACUCCUCGGAGGAUGCCCACAUCAUAGAGGCCACGUGCGACACGCCGGUCAGCAUCCCCUGCAGCAAGACGCAGUUAAUCAAACCCCUCCCUUUCUGCCCAGUGAGACACGCAGACUCGCGCGCCCUGCCCGGUGCUGGUGGGCCUGCGGACUCGCACCCUGACCCCAGCCUGGCUCUUCGGCCUAAGCCAAGGAAAGAGAGCGCUUUCUGUAGCCUCGCCCCAAAGAAAGCGGGCCCCCCGCAGGUCCAGCAGGGGAGCGGUGCAUUCAGCAAGCCUGGAAAGCUCCUUCCCCGAAGUCUUCCAAGUAGUAAAAAUAAAACCAGACAAGUAAACCCCUCCAAGAAGAAAAGCAAAGUGCAGCCCGACCCCGGCCGCUGCCUCAAGGACCCCGCCAUCCUGCAGGUGGCCCGGCAGCUGCGCCUGGUUGCGGCCAAGCCCGGGCAGCUCAUCAAAUGCCCCCGACGCAACCAGCCGGUCAUCGUGCUGAACCACCCCGACGUGGACUCGCCCGAAGUGACCAACGUGAUGAAGGUCAUCAACAAGUACAAGGGCAACGUGCUCAAGGUCGUCCUGUCAGAGCGGACACGCUGCCAGCUGGGCAUCCGGCGGCACCACGUCCGACUCACGUACCGGGACGUGGAGGAAGCCAACCAAGUCAAAAGGCAGAUGAUGCUGAAAAUGAAACUGAAAAAAGUCCAUAAAAACAACUACCAGGUGGUAGGCCCCCUGCCAGACGACGCCGCGCCGUGCAUCUUCAAGUGCUGGUUCUGCGGGCGGCUCUACGAGGACCAGGAGGAAUGGAUGAGCCACGGCCAGCGGCACCUGAUCGAGGCCACCCGGGACUGGGACGUUCUCUCUUCCAAGGAUUACUACAAGAAUUCAAGUGGCCAGCACGGUGUCUCAGAUGCUAAGUGUCUCAAUCCAGAAGUAUUUACUUACUCACUUAUGAAACAGCUUUCUGGGGCCAUCUCGAGAAAGCAAGAUCCUUCCCUCCAAGUGGCCUGGAGAACUUCCUAUUCAAAGUGUGGUCUUUCCACCAGUAGCCUCUCCAUCACCCGAAAGUGCUAAGGAUCUCUGGCCCCACCCCUAACCUGGGAAUCAGUCUGCACGCCCCUGGGGCCUGUGCGCUUUACGGCCACUCGAGCAGCACUGGCCUGGAACAGGAGGCCGCCUUCGCCCUUCAUCUGGCUGACUGUUUCUCGGGAACACCUGCUCCGUGCCUCCCCACCCCUCUGGGACUGGGGAUUAGGCGUUGCCAUGGCACUGCCAUUGCUCUGGAAAGUAAAAGAACACGGCUGAAGGUCCAGGGGGAGGAGGGCGCUGAUCAGAAGCAGCACGUGCUGCCCACCCGGGGCUGUGACGGGGAACAGGAGCUGGGCUGCAGGGUAGGAGGACCUGCCCCAAGGAAGAAGGCGGGAAACUGAAGGGCCUGAGUCAAGAGAAUCCUCCCACCCCCAGCACCUCUGGCCUGCACCCCAGCUCUCGUACGCCUAAAUAAAUACAUCUUUGAAAAAAGAAAUCCAGGCUCGCAAAGAUGGAAGUGGAUGCUGCCGCCAGGUCAGGGCUCACACCUGGGGUGGCCACUGCUGCUUCCAGAGCUGCCCCUGUGGCUGGUUUCCACGUAGCUGAAGGUAAGACUGCCGGGUCCUCAGGCCUAGAAAGCUCGCAAUUUAAACUCUGAGUCUGAAACGCACUGGUUGACAAUGCAAACCAUCCAGAGGACCUCAUGAAAUACAGGUGCCAGCUUAGGAUGUCCGAGGCCAGUCCUGGGCCGCCACCAUCCCAGCUGCACGCCCAAGUUGCUCACAACUUGCUGUCACGCGUCCUCACUGGGCUCACAAGCCUCACUCGCCACUCACCCUUCAGGCGUAGCUCACGGAGCCUGGCGUCCCGGGCCUCAGGCCAGGCAGAGCCUAAGCUUGCGCAUCUGUCCCUCCGCGUCACCCUUGAGGACUGGACCCUGGGGCUCCUCAGAAGAUAAUUUGAAGCAUGGACCACCUAGGAGUGUGAGUCAUAAACUUCUGGAACCAGCGCCGCGGAGACCCGUGCUGCUGCUCUCUUGGUUUUAAGGCUCAUAGGGAGAUGGGGCAGAGGCAAAAUCACAUCCUCCCACCAUCUAGCCAGAACUUUCCUCACUGUUCUGAAAUUUGGCUCCAAACUGUUUUGAGGAACAGAAACAAUUUGGCUCUCAGAAAUGGCAACAGUAGCCUUACCUGUUAGAGAUGGAAGAGCUGGUGGGUCCCUGGUUUCUUACCUCGAUCAGAUAGUCUCGGUCUUUCAGCUGAUUGUGUAUAUGACUCCUGGAGGGGGCGAGGGGAGGGAGUGCUCUCUAGUCUUCAUUCUGUGUGGUAGACAUUUCACUAAGAAAUCCAAAAGGAAAAUUGUGAUUUAGAACUCAAAGGUUUCUCCAGUAAAAUGGAAGAAGGGAUUGUCAACAGGUAUUUUUGCCAGCAAUCCACACAAACACUCUCUAAAACUGGCAAUCAUCUGUUUGUUCGAAUACAGUUAGAACUGAGAGUUGUAGGAAAGCUAAAAAUAUUUCUUAGGGCUGCGCUUUUUAAGGGCAAAAUACAUCUUUAACCUGCAAAAUGUGGGGGUUGAACUAGAUCCUAAUAAUGCUAGUAAAUAUCCAUUUAGGAGAAAUCACAGCCACUUUCAAAAUAAAAAGGAUCUUAGAAAUAGCACAAACCUCAAAACCCCUCACUAGUACCUUUGCUCUCCGUUUUAUCUGCCUUCUCUUAUCAGGAAGUCUCUAACUGAUUUUUCACAUUUGUCUUGAUUGAACCCUGUGCAAUUUUUUUUUUUUUUUUGAGUCAACAUUGGUUUUCAACUUUGUAUUUGGUCUUCUUGAUGUUUCAAUUUACAGUGAAAAGGGAGUUUGAGAGGAACAUUCUAGAAAGAAGGAACAACAUGAAGGUCCAUUGGUGGAAAGUGAUGCAAUGUUUGGAAAAGAGCAUUCUGCUUGGCUGUUCCUGGGCAGAUUCAAUCUUUGAAUAAAGUUUUUCUGUGGAGCAACAUUAUAUUCCAGCAUAUGCAGUUAUUUCUGGAUUUCAUCACCAGAGCACUGGAGAUAAUAUCUGAUGUGAUAUAGACAUCGAUCCCCAAGCACAUUUCAGAUAAGCUGCUGUUUUGGCUUCUUAGAGCUGUCCAGCCCCCUGGGCUCCCAUGACAGCGUGGCCGGAGAGGGGCUCAUAUUCCGCUGUCAGUCUCACUGUCGGGAGGCGGGAGGUUCCUGGAAACUGACUUAAAGCCAAACGACGCAUAUUGGAGGCAGGUCCUCCCUCCCCGACUGGGGGUGUUUUUAUCAACAUUCUAAUGAGCUGACAUUGAACACAACACAACCAUGGACCUCCUGCUUCCUCCACCCCUAGCUCACAGAGUAAUAUUCCUGCCCUUCUCCACGGGCACAGCACCUGCCGACUAGGGAGAGUCCACUCAAAAGCAGAACCAAGCAGUUAAAGCCAAGUUGUUCCCAUAAGCCACAAACCGAACAGGAGCUGAGCAGAGCUGGAGAAGGUGAGGAAAGCUGGUUCGUUUAACUUCACUCUCCUGUGGGUAAGAGCCCAUGACCGCGCCUGGACGCCCUGUUUCCUGCCUCCCCCACCCCCUGGCUUCUGCUGCAGUGUGCAGUCUGCACUGGGCAAAGUGGAGAGGCCGGGAUCCACCUCAGCGAUAACCGGAAGGUCCUGCAAGUCAGGCCGAAAGCCCGCUGUUGACCCGCCCGGCCCUUCUGCAGUGACUCCAGAGCGUCCUUCGUGGGGGGAGCGCAAUGACCCGGAAGCAGCAGCCGGGAGCCCAGCGGGACAGAAACUGCUCUGCAUGGCCAGGGCUGUGGAAUCCUACAUGUUUGAGAAUUGUUCUAUUUCCUUGAAGAAUGUCAUGUGAGAUCUCCUGGCCCCACCGGUCCCGCCCUCAGCCCCGAAGGGUCCUCUUGCCAGUCCCAAGAGUUAGUCCUAAACAUUACACACGACACGCGUGCAUUUAUUUCAAGACGCAGGGACCUCAGUCGCGUGGGAUCAGAGCUGGCAGAGUGUAGCCGCCACACUGAACACCCGUCCUCCCAGCCAGCAUGCUCAGGGCCCGCGGGCCCUCGCAGCCAGCGUGGUGCGCUAAGAACAAAGGGAGGUGCAAAGGCUGGUGGGCGCACUGCACCCCAGGUGUGGACAGCUUGAGCUGCAGACGCACUUAAUUAGGAGAUUAGCCCCUCAGAUCCUCCUGCUAAGAGUGUGAUAUAUUCAUCACCACAACAGGCCCCGUUGCCACAGAACACCCAUUUUAUUGCUUCUCAUGCACGUGGCCCCAGAAAUUCUCACCAGUUGCCACGGUAUUUACACCAGUUAGCUGCUAAUUAGUUACCUGGUGCCUGACAAACAUUUCACAACGAAAAACAACUCCUGUGCCUGUUUUACAGGCGGACCCUCUGCAUGUGGGGAGCACGGCGCCAGCUCUCUGCUAUGGUGCCCAUGUGGGUGUUGAAUGCAAGAUUUGCAGUUAAUUUUUAUUAAAUAACGUUCAUUUUCAAAUCGCCUUUUUCUGGAUUUAAAGAUCAGUUUAAAAUUCUGUAUUUCCAAUUUUUCAUUUUCCCUUCUUUUGUAGAUAAGCUCACAUUUUAAACUAUUUGAAAAUAAAAAAAAUUUUUAAAUACAUGAAAUUUAAGUCAUUCCUGCCGGUAGAAUGCACUAUAAAAAUCACGGCUCUAGCAGCUGGUGACUUAGCUGUGCUUAAGGCAGCAUAAACCGUCUGGAAAGCAACUCAAGUGUUUGUAAGCGGUGCCUGUGCCUGAGCACUGCAGCCCACGGGCAGCAACAUAGGGUCGCCCAGUUAAGCCGGGUCAUCUCUGGCCUCCUGGUGGCAUCCAGUCCUCUGAAGCCAUAACUUAGACAUGUUACAAGUUCCUUGUUGAGAUCAUACUUGCCAAAGCAGGACAGAGCACGUCAAUUGAGCUAACAAGUGAUCAAGUCAAUAAUUGCUAAACAGAUGUGUCUGCACCCCACCUGGCGGAUCUGCAAACAGCUAAGCCAGCUGUCUCCCCCUUCCGGCCUGCAGCCUCCUUGGCACUUCAUGGUUCCGAGAGUAUCACGCCCCGGCCAGUGCACCUGAAGAUGAGCUCGCUUGGCCUGGAAUCCCUCUGGGUGCUUUUGCUUCUGUUGGUGUAGGGUAAGGUAAAAGUAUCAGGCUUUUCUGCCCUCCCGCCAUUAGGAUAGAUGAGGGAACCCUGUGGUCCUGAAUGCAUGCCCGAUGGCGGGCACCUGGAGUGGGUACACCUGGGCUGAGAGACUGAGUUUAUAAGGGCGGCAUCGUGGGGACCCCAGCAGAAGCCGAGAACGAGCAGAAGCCAAGAGAACACCAGAGCCCAGAUAGUGAGGAUUUGUGGGGGGCUGGGAGGACUGCCAGCCUCCCGGCCCCCCAGCACCCCUGCCUGCCCUGUGCCUGGUAAAUCUUAAUAAAAGACCUGCACAAGCCACUAAGGACUCUGACUCCUCCUUUACCCGGUCUGCUGGGUCAGAAAACCUGCUCCUUGGCCCAUUCCUGCCCCUACAGUUGGCGUAAGUCAGCAAGAUGAUCAUGCAGACGGGUAUGGAGCCCUCCGAGGACCUGGAGGGACUCAGGAGUAACAGACUGUGUUUGCCGAUGACGCUGGAGGCGUCAUGGCAGCACAGGAGACGGACAAGGUCCGGGAGCUGCGGGACGAGACCUCGCCUGCCGGAGACGCCUGAGAGGACCAGCCCAAGACGGCCGAGGCAGCAGAGUCGUCAGGGACAGAGAGGAGCACGAUUCGGAGCUCGCCGGUGCUGACACAAGGAGAAGCCUCUGGACUUGGGACUAAUGGACUGACAAUCCCACCAGAAGGUGGAGAACCUUGGCAGGUUAUGUUUUUUGGGAAUCUGGGGGUGGCCAGUGGGCCUCAGUGGCCAAAAGCAGCCUGUGUACUGCCUGGCAGCUAGGUGGAGGGAAAAAGCCAAUUUUGAGAAGGCAAAAAAGGCUGGUACUAAGUUGAGAAGCCCUGAGCGGCUGUCAAGCAGCCUGAGUAUGCUGAAGACCAGCUCUGCGAGUCGCAUUGGUAGCUAUGAAAGCCAAAUGUCGGAGCGACUGCAGACAGAAACCCUGAGGGUUGGCAAUUACCCUCAACAGUAUAGAAUCGCCAAUCCCAGAGUGAGCGCAUCCCGGAGUAGAUGCUGUGUGUGGCUUGUAGCUGAGAACACAGCCAGAAGGCCAGGAAGCCUGAUUGCUCUUGGCGUGUUGCAAUAGAUGCCAUGAGUGGUUCCCCUCCCUCGUAUGAGCAGUGUCUUCAGCAGCAGAUUUGGUGGCUCAUCUGCUGGUGCCAAUAAUUGUCUUUUGCCACUAGGUUGGGGCCCUGCCUGGACUUAUUUGUGUUCUGUUGUAUUUUAUAUAUUUUAUUGUUCUAUUGUGAUGUAUAUUUGUUUUUUGUGGGCCAUGGCUGCAGUGUUCUAUUGCCAAGAGAAACGUAUAUGACUUGUAUAGACUGGCAGAAAACCCUGAGGGGGUGGAUUGUAGGGUAAGGUAAAAGUGUCAGGCUUUUCUGCCCUCCCGCCAUUAGGAUAGAUGAGGGAACCCUGUGGUCCUGAACGCAUGCCUGAUGGCGGCACCUGGAGGAGGGUGUGGGCAUAGGUAGAUGGGAUUCACCUGGGCUGAGACUGGGCUUUUAGGGGCGGUGUCGCGGGGACACCAGCAGAAGGCGGGAGAAGCAGAUGCAGAGAAGCAGAAGCAGCACUACCAGAGAAGGCCAGAGAGCCCAGGGAGAGUGAAGACUUGCUGGGGGCUGGGAGGCCUGCCAGCACCCCUGCCUGCCGUGUGCCUGGUAAAUCCCAAUAAAAAACCUGCAAAAGCCACUGAGGGCUCCGGGACUCCUUUACCCGGUCUGCUGGAUCAGAAAACCUGCUCAGUGGCCCAUUCUUGCCUCUACAGUUGGACUCAUUGCUGUUUCUUGGUUAGCAAAACAAAAUUAAAAGACUCGGACAUAAAAAGGAAAGAAACUUGCUGCCAGGGAGCCUGCCACAGCGAGUGAGUGAAGGUGUCUGCCUGUGUCAUCUCCCAGGGCGGCUGAAACAAAGUGCCCCAAACUGGGGGGCAUCAAGAAAGCAGACUCCCUGGAAAUGAGUGUCCAACACCGGGGCGCCAGCAGGGCCUUGCUCUCACCAGCGGCUCUCCGGCAGAAUCCUUCGCGCGGCCCCCUCGGGUGGUGGUCACAAGGGCUGGAGAUCCUGGGAUCACUGCACCUGCCCAGCUCCCUGCUUCAUCCAUAAGGACAGACACCUCCCAGCCGUGACUUCUCACUGCACACCCAGCCAGUGCUCAGCAGCCUUUCUCCCUGGCCCUGGGGUCUUCAGGGAACUGCGUUUCGACCCUCCUGCAUAAGGGGUGGGUGGGGUGCAGGCAGAGGCGGGAAGACACCAGCCUAAUAACAUCUCCCCACAUUCUUGCCAGAAGCUCUAGGCACAUGGCGAGGCUUCCAAAAUGUGCUGAAGGGAGGGGUUUAUCCACUUUCAGAUUCGUCCUUCCAAGGCAGACCAACGGCGGGAAAGGAGCAGGUUUUGUUGGAAAAAGAACGUCAGGUUCCUCCUUUCAUCUGCAGGCACCAGCCCUGUCUCUCGAGCGUGUCACCUGUCGAGCCUGCAGGAGGGGAGCCGACAGGGAUAAUCGCUCCGUGUGAUGUGUUGGGGAAACAUGAAAACCAGCAAGUGGGAGGAUCCAAGGAAAUUCAUACGGCUGUCGCUCAGUUCUCAGACACUGAGGGGGAGAUCACUGGCGUUCCUGUUCGGCUCCAGCCGAAAGUCGCGGAGCAGAAGGCCGAGGUGAGGACAGCCUCUUGGUCCCCGAGUCACUCGGCCACUGAUAGAAGCGGAGUCUGACGCUGCACAGUGAGGGAUGAGAGGUAACGGGGACGGACGAUGGUGCCAGGGGUUUCCCAUCGCCCUCCCCGGCUGCCCAGGGGCUCAGAGCGCCUUCUGGGGACGUAAAGCUGAGCUGAGUCAGGUCUAGCAGGUGUGAGCCGAGCUGGACAAACUCAGCGAUGAUGGACCGAGGAACUAGUAACCCCAACCUUGCCCCGGGCCGACUGCCCUCCAGUGCAGGCCUUCAAGCUCUUGUAGAAAUCUCUUGCCUCCCAGAACCGCCACUAUUCACAUCCCUGCUUUUCACACGAGGCUAAAGAAGAGAGCGCGUGCCCGGGGUGGCUGGCAUGCACCAGGACAGGGGCUCAGUGCCGUCUCCAAGACUAGUUUUCAGAGAAGGGUGUGGGGUUGAGCCAGGCAUCCGAGGGUAACCCCAGAGGGCUCUGGCAGUGGUGCGAGGAGACUAGGGUCGCUUUUCCAGUUAAGCGAGGGAGAAUUGAAAUCCGAGCUGUCGCCUGGCUCGGCUGUGAGGUUCCUUCCCCCUGCCCGGAGCACCGCAUCCCCUCAGGACAGGCACCUCAGAGCUGCUGGCCCCAGUGUGGUCUCCCGGCCCCUGGCAUUUCACUUUCAAACACACUUUCCUUGGCCGUUAAUGUCUUUGCACCACAAAAAAAAAAAAAAAAAAAAUGAACAGUUCUGACCACUCUGGCUUCACGAGAGUUUACAUUUGCUCCAAAUCUGCAGCCUGGCCUGGACUCAGAUCAGGCCCAAACUUGAGAACACUUAAACUUGAGAACACUCCGCGGGGAGCAGG
Messenger RNA from Talpa occidentalis (Iberian mole), 12770 nucleotides. It is a transcript of the gene ZNF518B, whose product is annotated as zinc finger protein 518B. The transcript is spliced from 3 exons. Lineage: Eukaryota; Metazoa; Chordata; Mammalia; Eulipotyphla; Talpidae. The record is from RefSeq and is a predicted model, not a curated record. Gene Ontology annotation, biological process: regulation of transcription by RNA polymerase II. Gene Ontology annotation, molecular function: RNA polymerase II cis-regulatory region sequence-specific DNA binding; DNA-binding transcription factor activity, RNA polymerase II-specific. Bases 1776 to 5171 code for a protein of 1131 amino acids. Gene Ontology annotation, cellular component: nucleus.